This is a messenger RNA of Paramuricea clavata, 333 nucleotides long. NCBI's taxonomy places the organism in Eukaryota, Metazoa, Cnidaria, Anthozoa, Malacalcyonacea, Plexauridae. The record is from the annotation of a GenBank genome assembly.
GAACAACAUGAACAGAGGCAACAACAUGACCCGACGUGUUACCAAGUGAAUCCGAAUAUUCAAAUCAAUAAUCGCUUCGCUGGUCUUAGUGUUGAAGAACAUACCGAAGAAGUGUCAAUGCUGCAAGUCAAUGCUGCAAGUCAAGUAACCCGAACGUUCACCGAAACCCGUCAGAAGGAGAGCUGGAAAGCUUCAGCUAACAGCUUCAGUGCUGAACAAAAGGGGUCGAAUACCACUGCAAAGAAACACGAUAAAAAGGAUGAUCGACAACUAAAGUGUCACACAACAGUGCCGAUAGGCGACUCCAUGAUCAAGAAUAUUCGAGGGCCAUAG